AUGUCAGAAACACGUCAACCAACAGCUUUAAUCACUGGUGCUUCAUCAGGUAUUGGUUUUCAGGUCUCCAAACAAUUAUCUCAAAAAGGUUAUAAAGUAUACGCAGGUGCUCGUCGUCUUGAACCAAUGGAACCUUUGAAAAAAUAUGGUGUUAUUCCAAUUAAAUUAGAUGUUUCAUCAAUUGAUAGUGUAUUAGAUGUAAAAAAAUUCUUAAUUGAAGAAUUAAAAGAUGGGAAAUUAGAUAUUUUAUAUAACAAUGCUGGUCAAAGUUGCACAUUCCCGGGUAUUGACGUUACAGACGCUCAAGUUGAACAGGUUUUUCAAGUUAAUGUCUUUGGUGGAAUAAGAUUAACUAGAGAAUUAAUUUCAUUGAUUAUUAAAGCUCAUGGUACAAUUUUAUUUACAGGUUCUUUAGCAGGUAUUGCACCAUUUCCAUUUGGUUCAGUUUAUAGUGCUACAAAAGCUGCUAUUCAUCAAUAUGCUAGAGCCUUACAUUUGGAAUUAAAACCUUUUGAUGUUAGAGUUAUCAAUGUUAUUACAGGAGGUGUUUUAACUGAUAUUGCUGAUAAAAGAGCAUUACCACAAACUUCAUUGUAUAAUAUUCCAGAAGGUCAACAUACAUUUAGUGAAAGACAAGAAAUGGCUAAAAGAAAUCAACCAAUGAGUGCUGAAAAAUAUUCCAGCCAGGUUAUUAACGAUAUUAUAUCUGGAAGAGAUACUAUUGAUGUUUAUAGAGGAUCAAAAGUUUUCUUAGUUUCUUGGUUGAUUAGAUGGUUCCCAGGUUGGGCUGUUGAAUUGAUUUUUCAACAUAAAUUCAAGUUGAAUGCAUUGUUCAAAGCAUUGAGAAGAAAGUAUAGUGAUGGAGUUGACUUACACUUGGAUUGA
Molecule: messenger RNA, 885 nt
Organism: Hansenula ciferrii
Lineage: Eukaryota; Fungi; Ascomycota; Saccharomycetes; Phaffomycetales; Wickerhamomycetaceae
Gene: AYR1
Product: acylglycerone-phosphate reductase
Exons: 1
Coding region: 1-885 (294 amino acids)
Biological process (GO): phosphatidic acid biosynthetic process; triglyceride catabolic process
Cellular component (GO): lipid droplet; endoplasmic reticulum
Molecular function (GO): acylglycerone-phosphate reductase (NADP+) activity; triacylglycerol lipase activity
Source: RefSeq, a predicted model, not a curated record